AUGGGGCAGGGGAAACAGCUGCAUCAGCUAAGGCAGGGGCGGAUUUCGGUCUCGGCCACAGACCUGAACAUCAUUCAGUCAGUUAAGAUUUAUUGGGCGCCCACCGUGCGCAAAACAGGUGCUGCCUGCCACUUCCUCCCACCCCCAGCGUUCUGGGGCAGGAGGGAAAGUGGGGAAAGAAAAGGCAAAGAGGAUGCGGAGGGUGGGAGAUGGGCACCCUCCGCUCUUCCGCCUCGCCCCACCACCCGCGCUGGCGGCUCUCCUCAGCCUCGCCAUCACCCCCAAACCCGCUUUAAACUCCCGCCCCCUCUUAACAGCGACCAAUGCCUGGCCGAGGAGCCCGCAGGAGGUUGCGGAUUGGCCGGCGCCGCGGUUGCCGAGGUGACGGGUGGGUCCUGUGGGGUCCCGGAGCCCGCGGGGGCGAGGGGUGCUGGGCGAUUUCCGCCCAGGCCGGCGUCCUGCUGCGGCGGGAGGGCGGCGAGAAGGGGCGGCACCCGCGCGCCCCCCGCCCCCCUCUCCGGCGUCCCCCUCCGGGCCCGCCCGCCCUCUCUCUGUGUCUCGGUUUCUGCCCCACGGACCUGCCGCCUCGAGCUCCGGAGUGCGGCUUCCCGGGCUGGCGGCGCGAUGGGCUGCGGGAACUCCACCGCCACCAGCGCCGGCGCUGGCCGAGGUCCUGCAGGAGCAGCUAACGAUGUAACAGAAGAAUCAAUAACAGAAGAUGACAAGAGGAGAAACUAUGGAGGGGUCUAUGUUGGCCUACCAUCUGAAGCUGUCAAUAUAGUGACCAGCCAAACAAAGACUGUACGGAAAAAUUAGAAGAAAAUAUAUGUUGACUCAGUAAUCAAGAGCUUACUCAUCAAGAUUUAGAAGGAAUUUGGCUCUGCAGGACAUACACAGGCAUUUCCAAGGAAAUUCUAAACAGUCAAGCCUCCCUCCUUCAAAAAACAAAAAAGUUUAGGUGUAUAGUUAAAACCAUGGGCACAUGUAUAAUGUUGGGGUAAGAGAAGGGAAUUGAGUAGACAGUAUAUUCAUUUAUAGAACUUUCCAUUGUUGACAUUUGAAAGACAAGUUAACAAACUGUCUUGGAGGCUGUCUUUGCCCAGCCUGGUUUGCUGGACUCCAGCAGUGUUUUCUCCUGGCCAUUCAACACAGUUCAUGGAGAUCAUGCCUUUUCACUGAAUCUUUUUUGAUAGUUUUUAUACAUAACAAAACCCUUAUUCUAUUUAUAACUUAAGAUGAUAAGGGACUAUAAAUGAAUUACCCAUAUAAAGUAAUAUAUUUGUUAUCUUUCACUAUUUCUACUUAUUAAUUUCUAGCUGUAAAACCAUUAAAUUGAUUCUUAUUGUGGUUGCUUUCCCUUUUUUUCUAUUUGAUUUUGGCUCUAUUUAAAUGUCAGAAAAUUUUCUUUACUAGGAAUAAUGAAUUACAUUGUAACAUUUCAAAAUAAGCUACUUAAAUUUGCAUGUCAUUUGCACAUUUUAAUUAAAUUCCUAUUUUCUUAAAGGCUUAUGUAAGUAUAGAUACUUCCUAGUCAUUGAAUCUCCCACCCGACCUUUGUAUAAUCAUGACAUCUCUUCGUGUUAAUUCUAUGCUGUUUUCAAGGAUUCAUGCUGGAUGGUUAGUGGAAUAUUUGGAAAAAUCUUUAUUUGUUGUGGACUGUGUGUCUCUACUUAGUACUACAAUGUAAAUUACUUGAUUUACCAAUGUAUUUCCACAAUUAAAACAUUUUUAUCCCUCUUUA
Molecule: messenger RNA, 1741 nt
Organism: Choloepus didactylus (southern two-toed sloth)
Lineage: Eukaryota; Metazoa; Chordata; Mammalia; Pilosa; Megalonychidae
Gene: C8H12orf75
Product: chromosome 8 C12orf75 homolog
Exons: 7
Coding region: 1-816 (271 amino acids)
Source: RefSeq, a predicted model, not a curated record